Molecule: messenger RNA, 789 nt
Organism: Australozyma saopauloensis
Lineage: Eukaryota; Fungi; Ascomycota; Pichiomycetes; Serinales; Metschnikowiaceae
Gene: SYN8
Product: syntaxin
Exons: 1
Coding region: 1-789 (262 amino acids)
Source: RefSeq, a predicted model, not a curated record
AUGCCCGUUUCUGCUAAAGACAUUCAGACAAACCUCAACAAUGUCUCAUCAUAUCUAGAACAGCUCCGCGACAAUAUCGAAGAUAGAAGCAGACUCACUAAGCUCAAGCUAACGCCGUCGCAGGCAGAUAACUUAGAAAUCGUUGAGGUGCUAUCCCGAAUCAAACGUACUCUCACGUUCCUCAAUGAAGACAUCGCUGGCGACAACAUCAAGAGGUUCGGUCCCGAGUAUUCCGAAUUGGUGGAGGAAUUCCGCCAGUUGAUGGCCGAGUUGGCUUCGGAUGCCUAUCUCGAUGCUAGUGAGUAUGAAUAUUCAAAGCCAUUGAAGAGCGAGGACACCGUGAGGAAAAGCGUCCGCUUCAAAGAUUACGAUGCAGAGGAUGAUGAAAAUACCCAAAUGCGCAACGAGCUCAUGGGCACUGCGACCAACAACUUCAAGCCAUAUCGAGAUGAAGAGGACCGCAACACCCUUCUGUCUGUAGAUACCACCAACCAGGAGCUUUUUGCACAGCAUCAACAGCAGAUGUUGGAACAGGACCAGAACUUGGAUCUGCUCCACCGUUCCAUUGUCAAUCAGCACUCAAUGGGAGUAGGAAUAGGACAGGAACUUGAUGAGCAUCUUAUAGUGCUUGGUGAUCUAGAAAGAGGAGCAGACCAAUCUUUGUCAAGGGUUCAGCGCGCCACGACCGGAGUCAAUGAAUUCCGCAGAAAAGUUGCUGAAAAUGGUAGCUUGACCACUAUCAUUGUCUUGACAGUUAUUCUCAUAUUGUUAUUGGUGGUGUUGAACUGA